GAUAGAUCGAAAAAGUCACAAAACAUGACGGAAUGUGUUCCUGUACCAAGCUCUGAACACGUUGCCGAAAUUGUAGGUCGACAAGAUAAUAUAUAUACUGGAUUGUCAACAAAUAUACAACUAUAUGAAUUGGUACAACCAAAAUUGACUUUUAUCUUUUCAUGAAUUACACGCAUUAGUGGAUAUUUAUUGAAUAAAUAAUUAAAAUGUUUAUUAGUUCAAAUUUGAAAUCAAAUAUUCACAUAUACACAUUAGUCAUCUUAAUAUGCCAAGCAUAUGGAAAUGGUAGCUAUCUAAAUGGACGUAAUGGAGACUAUGGAGUGCAAAGAAAUACGCAAACCAAUAAAUUAGUGAAUGCUAAUGGAGAUGGACAAAGGCCAAACGUCAAUAACGGCUUGGUAACAAACGAUGGCAGCGCUCGAAGUUCCGUUGGCGAAGUAUUUGUACCAAAAACAUUUUCGCUUAGUUCGCAGGAGCCAUCAUGUGAACAACUUCGUGCCAUGUGGAUAUUUUCAAAGAGACAAUCUCGGGCAGCAGAAAUAACAAAUGAAAUACCCACAUAUCGCGACCCGUUUACAUAUAAUAUUUGGGAUCCGAUAUACUCCAAUUCUAGACGCUUUGGAUCACUUCGAACGGGAUCAAGGGAUCGAGCCCGCUCACCUGUUUUCGGCCGAGUCGUUAGUCGAGAACCCACAAUUCCUCAGCAUAUCGGAGGAGGACUUGAGCAACGUCAGCGUCUUAUUGUUGAUGGUACUUUUAAUCCUGGGCAGACUCGAUUAUAUAGUUCAGAAGCACGUCCAAUCACUAGUGCCUCAGGCGUAUCCCAAACAUCGUCUGCACUUUCGUCGUCUUCAUCGUCAACCCGUCGAGCAAGUAAAAACCGAUAUAUGGGUGUACCGUAUAACUCAGGCGAUAAUUUAAGUGGCAGCCAAAAUUCAGCAGCAGUUCAGGGUAGCUUUCAAAAGCUCAAAGAACUCAUCUGGACAGAGAGGGCCAAAGAAUUAACGCAGCAACGGCGUGCCGAGGAACUGGCGGCGCGAGCAGCUGUACUGAAGGAAAUUGCAAAUGGCCAAAACAUGCAAGGAUCGUACAAAACAUCUUUUAAUAACUUAGCUGACUCAUUGCUGAUGGAUGAAAACCGCAGUCCAGAUAAUAGUGGCAAUCAAUAUAUACAUGCCAAUCGCCUGUCGAUUUCAAGCGGCCAAUCUUUCGAUGUCAAAAAUGCCAAUAAUAAAAAUUCUGGGCAUCGAAACAGCGCUGGUGGGAGAGCUUCAACACGACGAAUUGGAAGUAAUUUUGGAGUUGCAACUCAUGCUACUGGACCAACACAUAAAGAAGUCAGUUUUCUAAGAAAGUCUAGUCCGGCAAAUACUAUCGCUCGCACUUCGAUUCCAGUAACAGACGUGGAUUUGAGUGAAUUAUUAUCAGAUCAUGCUGUAAUGGGCAUACCAAUGACAUAUCCAAUUCGACAAUCCCAUUUCAGGGAAAGAAAUCGUUCUCUUUUUAAACAGAAUACUAACGGUGACGACUAUUUUCAUCGAGAGAAUAGAAAAUUGGGAUCGAAUAGGGAGUUUGAAUUUCUUAAAGCAUAUUUAAAUGAGAAUCAGCUAAGACCAUUAAAAUCAAUUGAAUAUAACAUUAUGAAGCCUAAUGUUCAAUUAUAUUCCGCCGUCGAAAACGAUCAAGCAAUUGAUCGUCCCCAUAUAAAAAAUAAUUAUAUUGAUUCUUACUAUUAUAAUUAAAAAGAUCUCUGCUCAUAAAUAAUUAUCUCCUAUAUCUUUUUUUUAUUUUUAGCAAUGCUAGUUAAAAUU
Messenger RNA from Drosophila nasuta, 1811 nucleotides. RefSeq lists its product as uncharacterized. The record is from RefSeq and is a predicted model, not a curated record. Lineage: Eukaryota; Metazoa; Arthropoda; Insecta; Diptera; Drosophilidae.